This is a messenger RNA of Papilio xuthus (Asian swallowtail), 1858 nucleotides long. Its product is annotated as motile sperm domain-containing protein 2-like. Bases 456 to 1766 code for a protein of 436 amino acids. Gene Ontology annotation, cellular component: endomembrane system; endoplasmic reticulum-endosome membrane contact site. The record is from RefSeq and is a predicted model, not a curated record. The transcript has a single exon. NCBI's taxonomy places the organism in Eukaryota, Metazoa, Arthropoda, Insecta, Lepidoptera, Papilionidae.
CUUAUUUUAUUACUAUCAUCUUGCAUCAGCCUGUAUAAGGAUAAAAAAGCAACUAUCAACGUUCAAGCAUCCGAUAAGGUUACGAUUGGACAUUGAACAUUUGCUAAGAAUGUUGCAAAAACUUUUUACAUAACGUAGUGUGUUUAAAAACAAACGAACAAUAAUAAUAUUAUAAAACAAACAAAAGUGCUAUUAAUUUGUGAAUUUCAAAUACGUCAAGUGUAAAUAAACAAAUACAUUUGGAUCUAUAACAUGUAAAAUAUUUAUCAGAACUAUAAUAAAAAUUGUUCAAUUGUUUAAAAGAAAUUAAGUGAAAUAUCGAAAUUAUAGAGUGAAAGUGUAGUUUGACAUUUGACAUAAACUUAUCUACCAUAGAGUAGUUGUGUUUUUUGUGACAAAACCGAACACGACAAUACCGGUUUUUUAUGUGAAAUAUUUUUCAAAAAUUAACAAAAAUGAGAAAAGUAGACGAAUUAAGAUAUAAAUUUCAAGAAAAAUUAAAAGAUGGCGUACCUAAUCCUCCAGGUGAAUUCGACACAAAGGACAUAGAAAGAGUUAAAGACGAUAAAUAUAUGAAUAGAAUUAUAGAACAUUGCGAGGGUAACGUUGAAUUAAGUUUAAAAAUGCUUUGGUCAACGUUAAUAUGGCGGAAGAAUAAUAAUAUAAAUAAUAUAAAAGAAACAGUUAACAUGGAUUAUGUUAGAGAAGGUUUAUUUUUCCCUAGAGGAAGAGAUAUAGAUGGUUGCUUGAUAUUUAUUUUAAAAUGGAAAUUAUAUAAUAAAGGAGUAAAAAAUGUUGAAGAAUUGAAAAAAGUUGUUGUAUAUUGGUUGGAAAGACUUGAGAGAGAAGAAUCGGGGAAACCAAUAACUGUUUUCUUUGACUUAGAUGGAUGUGGUCUUAAUAAUAUAGAAGUUGAAGUAGUCGCUUAUAUGAUAACAUUAUUAAAAAAUUAUUACCCAAAAUUUGUUAAUUAUAUUAUAAUUUAUCAAAUGCCCUGGAUUAUGUCAGCUGGAUAUAGAAUUGUGAAAGGAUUAUUACCAGCCAGAGCUGUUGAAAGAUUAAGAGUCAUAAAUAAAGAAAAAAUGAAAGAUAUAAUCCCACUAAAUCAAGCAUUAAAAUGUUACGGUGGUACUGAUAGUUAUGAAUUUGAAUUUGUUCCAGAAAGAAAUAACGGUAACAAAAGAGUUAAAUUCGUUGACGUUAACGCUAUUGUACCGGUUAUUCAAAUAAUCCCAAACGAUUAUCUAACGUUUACCAUAGACAAUAACAGUUUGAAAUCGGAAUUAACUGUUAUUAAUCCGAAUAACGUUAGAAUAGCGUUUAAAAUACGAACAACUGGACCGGAAAAGUUUAAAGUGAAACCAACUUCAGGGAUUUUAUCUUCGAAUGGAAUGCAAAAAAUAUUAAUUACAAUUUUAUCAGGAUUUGAUUGUAACGUAGCUGUAAAAGAAAGAUUUCUGUUUUUAUCUACUUGUAUAGAUGAUGGUUUAACACAGAAACAAAUAGACGAAUUAUGGCAGAAUCCGAAAGCUAAAAUCAAUGAACACAGAUUAAAAUGUAAACUUUCGGUUGAAGAAAACACGGAACGAAAAUCUACAAUGAUAGAUUCAAUGGACAAGCUAGAUAGAAAAUAUUUUUAUUUAAUAAAGAGUGUUGAUGUUUUAAAAUCAUUAGAGAUUUUAACACUCGCUUUUAGUAUAGUUUUAGUUGUUUUUGGAUAUCUUUUGUAUAAUAUGACACGAAAGGUACAUUGUGAUGUUAUGUAAGGGAAAGAAAUCUAUUUUUCUUAGUAGUCUAAAUAUUAAUAAGUGCGAAUCUUUAGAUAGAUGGAUGGAUGUUUGUUUGAAGGUAUAUCCGG